AUGGAAAGCUUAGAACAUGAAUUUAAAAAACUUGAUGUGAGUCGACCAAACCAAAGGGAGGACGAAUCAAAAUCACCAGAAUCUUCUAAUGAAAAUGCCGCGGCAGCUGCCGAGUCCCUGUUGCCUUUAGAUCACUUCAUACAAGACCUGGAUGAACGAAAAGGAAAACUACCGUGCGGUUGUCAAGAAGUGACUGACAUUCAGACCAGUGUUGAAAAUUUUCUUAAAGCUCUUCUUUUGGAAAUAGAGAAAGACCUUCCUUUCUUCAAAACAACACUUAUAAACAGUGGAAGCUUUUACGAGGGAACGAAAGUCGGAAAACCCGACGAGUUCGACUAUUUUGUACAGUUGGAUAACUUCUCUCAAGACAUUCGCUCUGAGGAAUUAAAACAUGGUAUGGUGGCAGUGAUUCCAAGCGAAUCAGCUUUCCAAAAGCUUUCAAAGGUAAAUCAUAACCUUCAUUCUUUUGACUGGAAAGAAAAUAUUAAGUCGCCGUUUGUCGAAGCAUUGGACAGCAAGUUAGUCAAGGGAUUUGAAGCGUUCGGUCUGAAAGUCCUUUCAGAAGCAACGAGUAGACAUGGGCCUGCUUAUACUUUAGACCUCAAAUGGACUGGAGGGGAACUAUUCAAAGGAUUGAACAUCGCUGUUGAUUUGGUUUUAGCAGUGAAGAUUAACUCUAAUUCUUCAACCAUGAAAGUAGACUUUGAAUCUCAAGCAGGACGCGUUGUGACGUCAUUGUUAGAUACUUUACCAUACUACUUCGCAGUGAGCGGAUACAAGGAAUACCCAGUUUCAUCAUCAUCAAACUUGUUCAAGGAAUUUAAGGAAGAGCAGGAAAAAAGAAGCUUGGGAUUUCUAGUAUCUGAAUCAAAAAUCAGCCUCAGAAUCAGCCUGAAAGAAUUUCAUUGCCUGUUAUGUAUUUCUCAGUCAUCCCUCGAACAGUCACUUUUCCGUGACCAUUUUGGUCCUGAUGAUGGGCCAAGUGUUUGUCUCAGAGUGCUCAAGGUGUUGCGUGACAUGACUCGUCCAUUUGAUCAGUUUCAGUAUUGCUUAUCGCUAUACAUCUUUGAUAAAGGAAAAUCCAUUGUCAAGAACGUACUGGAAUUUAUUGAUAUUUAUAAUUUUGUCAGGCAUACAAAACUGCACUCUCCGUGUGGUGUUACAGAACCAGAUAUGGACAGUUCCAAAUAUAUUUCAUCAUACACCCUCAAAACUCUUACUUUGUUUGAAUGGAGUAAAAACCCAGAAGAAAAACAGUGGACUGGGAGCAACCUCACUCAACGUAUUGUGAACAUAUUUACUGGUCUUCUUGGUUUGUUAAAGCAGAAUGAAGGGAUAAGAAGCUUUUGGUAUGAAGACUAUAAUGUUCUCCCAGCUGAUGGUGAAUCAGAUAUUCUCUUGUCUGAUGCCAUCAACAGGGUGACCAUCAUUCUUAAAUGUAUAUCAUCCUUAAGAAAUGCCAGCAAAUAUUGCUUCAAGAAUUGUGUUCAUACUCUUAAAAAUUUGCUGAAGUUAGCACGCCGUAAGACGAAACUGACAAGAUUCUUGCACAGUUCACUGGAACGUAUUUUUGGUGAUAAGAUUAGAGAGGUUCUGGAAGAAUCCAUCGGCAAGACAAAAAAGAAAGGAAGUCCUCCUAUUCCAAAAGGUCCUAGGUGGAAAGCGGAUUCCGCAAUUGUUGAUGUUGACUUUUUUGCGGACCCCUCCGUUUUCUGUGGUAUCUACAUUCGAGCUCCUAUUGAAAAACUAGCGCCGGAGGAGGAUUUUCAAAUUCUUAGUUAUUACUUUCAAAGCAAGGACUACAGGAUAUUUGUGUCAGGUACUGAUAGUUUUACAAAGGAAGAAGCUGAGGAGAUUGUAAAGAAUUCAAGGCAUCUCUUUGAGGAAAUUGCAUGUAACAGAAUGAACGAUCUUAAAACUUUCUUACCAGAUUACAGUCUCUGGUCACAGAAUUUUAAGCAUGACGAGGUAGCAGAUUUGUUGAAGUUGCUGAGGAAAAACUUUGAAAAAGACCUUGAAAUCUUGCGAAAUAAACUCAAAACUGAAAAAGUAUCGAGAAAGUCUGGCACUGGCGUGGAAACUUGA
Messenger RNA from Porites evermanni, 2085 nucleotides. Lineage: Eukaryota; Metazoa; Cnidaria; Anthozoa; Scleractinia; Poritidae. The record is from the annotation of a GenBank genome assembly.